Molecule: messenger RNA, 4945 nt
Organism: Phycodurus eques (leafy seadragon)
Lineage: Eukaryota; Metazoa; Chordata; Actinopteri; Syngnathiformes; Syngnathidae
Gene: rab3b
Product: RAB3B, member RAS oncogene family
Exons: 5
Coding region: 196-966 (256 amino acids)
Biological process (GO): protein localization to plasma membrane; regulation of exocytosis; protein secretion
Cellular component (GO): plasma membrane; endosome; synaptic vesicle
Molecular function (GO): GTPase activity; GTP binding
Source: RefSeq, a predicted model, not a curated record
ACGCGCGCGUCACAGCUGCGCGCGCGCACGCACGCACGAGCGAUCCUUUCUCGUCUUCGCACACGUUUGACGCCGCUGCUGCCCCGCGCACUUGCGUUGGUGUUGCGUUCAAGGACCUCGGAGACAGACAGACGGACGGACGGACGGUCAGUCGCCUCCUCGUUCACGCGCGAGCGCCUCACCCGCCCAGCAGAGAUGGCGAAAGCGGACCAGCGCUACGGCCAGCGGGACGGCUCGGACCAGAACUUCGAUUACAUGUUCAAGCUGCUGAUCAUCGGCAACAGCAGCGUGGGCAAAACCUCCUUCUUGUUCCGAUACGCCGACGACUCCUUCAGCAACUCCUUCGUCAGCACGGUGGGCAUCGACUUCAAGGUGAAGACCGUGUAUCGCCACGACAAGAGGAUCAAGCUGCAGAUAUGGGACACGGCGGGCCAGGAGCGUUACCGCACCAUCACCACGGCGUACUACCGAGGGGCCAUGGGUUUCAUCCUCAUGUACGACAUCACCAACGAGGAGUCCUUCAACGCCGUGCAGGACUGGUGGGGCCACGCAGAUCAAGACGUACUCGUGGGACAACGCGCAGGUCAUCAUGGUGGGCAACAAGUGCGACAUGGACGAGGAGCGAGUGGUCGCGCCCGACAAGGGAAAACAGCUGGCGGAGCAACUCGGUUUCGAGUACUACGAGGCGAGCGCCAAGGAGAACGUCAACGUGCGGCAGGUGUUCGAGCGCCUGGUGGACAUCAUCUGCGUCAAGAUGUCAGAGCGCGUGGACGUGGAGGUGCCGGCGGCCCCCGGGACCAAGACCGCCAGACUGAGCGACAGACCGGCGGGCCAGCUACCCCCGAAGUGCUGCUGAUAGGCCGCCAUACACCCCCCCACCCCCCCCCCCCCCCGAUCCCCCCCACGUCCGAGCAGAGCAAGCGACAGCGCUCCCGUCACUCUCCGCCUCUGAGCUGUCGUUCCUGAAUCCCAAAUUUGACACGGCGCGCCGCCAAAAAGUGCGCGCAGUGAGCCUCCGUUUAUGGCGGCGGAUACGUUCGGCGAUAAAACUGAAAAAGCGCAAUAUAGAGACAACGACAUCCAGCAUCAAAACCUGUUUUUGGCCCCUCUUGAGCGCUUAAAGUCCCUGUAAAGUGGAAAUGAACGUGACCCUCCAGCACGAAGCCCGUCGAAAGUCGCACGGUCGCGUUUGGAGCUAAACAUAUUGUUCCAAAAAAAAAGCUUUCCACCGAUGCGUAGAUCGUGGCGAUCGGGCAACGUUCGGCCAAGAGAUGUCCGUUUCGAGGUCGGAAGCCGCGUUUGCGCGCUAGCCGAGCGGCAAGGAUGUUUGGUUUCCGUCACGAGGGGCCGUCUUCCGCUUCGUACGUGUGAUGACGUACGUUUGCACGAAACCGGCGGCUGCGGAGAACCCGAGCUUUCCAGACAGACUGAUCGUGACUUACUUUUCCAGUUUUUGAAAUCGCACGUGCAAAUCGAUCUUUUUUUCACGUCGUCGACGCUCUCGGCCAGGCGCGUCAAACUCAUUUUUGGACUUCUGAUUUCCCUCAGAGCGCCGUUAGAACUGUGAAACCAGAAAAAUGUUUCAUCACCAAAUCCUAUUAUUAUGUUACCAUUACACAACAAAUUGAGGGAUAACUCCUUUUGAAAUCAGAAGACAAGGAUAAUAGAUUGUUCAAGUAUUGUUGAAGUUACUGUAGAAGAAGGGUUUGCUAACAGAAAAAUGGAAUAUAUCUCAACAUUAUUGUUCCUGAUUAUGACAAUUUGGAAUUCGGGUACAGAUUUGAGCAAAAAUCACGGGAGUCGACGAGCGUGAUUUGCCACAUAAAAUAACGUGGCGUGCCUCAUCCGGCCCCCGGGCCUUGAGUUUGACCCCCCUGUGCGACUUGCGGUCGCCAAUCUGACACGGCGCAGAGAAGAGGAUUCAAAGAAAUGGCCGAGUAUAGAAAGGGAGGCUUCGCAACGCUUUCCGCUCGCCGACGACGAGCUACGCGCUUGAUGCCCGCACGUAGCUACACCUUUGAGCCGCCAAAACAGGUCUGAACUAAAUCCCGCAGGGUCAUGGAGGGGCUUUUCCACGCUGCUAUUCCAAGGCAUAGCUAGCUAGCUAACGGCACGUCGCCAACGUACCGGAUCGUCACCGAUGCCGACGAAGGCGCUUCGGUUCUUAAAUAGCGGGGGAGGGGCGACUCGUGCCGAGGGGCCCUCGCUUUAGCCACGCCCAAAAAUGGAAUGGUGCAAAAGUUACACAUAUCGCCGCAAUUCAGUACCACAUAGUUCUCAGUCUUUGCAGCUUCCCCCCCCCCCCCCAAAAUGUAUCAUGACUCUAAAUCGGGACUUGCCUGUACACUGUCAAAACCCCUAAAAAAACCGAUGGCUUCGUAACCGCGACACGGUGCGGCGGGGAACGCCGGAGACCGAAAUGAUCCGGAAAAGGUUCUGUUGUACGGAUGGCAACCGGCGCAUCGCAGCGGAUCGGCAUUUCAUCGUUCCGCCUGCCGCCGUACGUCGCUGGCAGAGAUCCAAUUUACAAAGACGCAUUAUUCGGAGUUGCAAUUUGAGGAAUCGCUGUGCUUCGCCACGCCGGUCACAGGAGCACACCGACGCACUUUGGCCCGUUUUCAACGACGGCGCUGGCUAACAGGCUAGUCGGACGACCUUACGCCAGCGCUUAGCUUAGCACGCCGGCGCUAGUUUGCUCUUGCUGUCAUUCUGCGGAGCUCCCCGAUAAACGCAGUUACGCGUUUACACCAUUGCCGACAUCACGUUCCCGUCGGCACGUUCUAGAACAAUCAACUACGCCUCCACUUGUUCGUUCCUUCUAGAACGAUCUUAACCGCCGACACGUUCCCCCGCUCGCCGGCUUGGCGCUUGAAAAACAUCUUUCGUUUUGAAAAACAUGCGAGACGACAGAAAUGGGAGAAUAUUUACUGUCGUGAGGCUGAAAUCAGAGGAUUCCGGACACAUUUGGCUUCGACGGGAACAAGGUCUCCAAACGAUGAAACGGCGAGCAAAAGAGUUUCUUCAAAACGCUCGAUUGAUUUGAUAACAGAUGAAUUCUCCCCGUGACCUGACGAUUAGCAAAUGGACGUCUUCGUGACGUUGUGACGGAACCGCUUGGAUUAUGGGGAGAGAUUGGUCUCCAAAUGAUUUACACAAGUAUAGCAGCGAUUUACAGGUGUUUUUUUGGGGAAUGCAUUUGUAAAUAUUCCAUUGCUGAAGGAGCGUUUCGUCCGUCCGCGAGGCGGCAGUGUUGCCGUGUCCGCUCUCACACGUACGACGUUUCGACGAUUGAGAGCGAGCCGCUGUUAUUAUUUCAAGACUGUAAUAAUAAGCUGUCGUUUUGGAUCUUACUGACAGACGAGGACGGCCAUUUCUUUUCAUUUGACUUCCUUCCGGUUGUUUACCGGCGACGCCAGCAGGGUGUCGGCCUCCCCGCCGAACGAUUUGACGGAGACGGCGAGACUGCCCCCUAGCGGACGGAGGGACGUGUGAAUAUUCUCAACUUGAACACUCAAAAAUAAAUGACCCACAAAUGCACCUUCAACGAUUCACAAGCAGAAUUGAAUAUUGACAUUUAUGCUAAGUCGUGAUCAAUGCACACACAACAUGAAAAAACCCGUCGAUGAGCGACGACGUCGGCCGCGUGAGCUGGCGACACGCAGCUUGCGCAGCGGCCGGCGCGCGUGAGCUGGCGUGGCGUGACGUGCGUGCCCUCAAGGUGUCGUCGUUUCCUUCACCUCGGCGCGCGUCGCUUAGGACGAUCGCGAUAGUCGAUUUCGUGUUGUGAGCGCUUUCGUGUUUGUGUAGAGUUUCUCGGACCACAGGGUGUCUUUUCCGUAUUUCCGUAUUUCCGUAUUUCCGUAUUCCCAUCAAGGGAUGACGCGUGUGCGCGACGACGACGACGACGACGACAUCCUGCCAAAUGUUUGUGACGCCAAGCCAGCCGGCUUCGCUGCGCGCCCCCCCCCCCACCCCCACCACGUGUAUUGAUGACGACAUUAUUGACUUUGUUGAUUAUUCGCUCGUGACUUUGUAACUGAUAGAUUUAGAAGUUCGAUUGUGUGAAAUGAUUUUUGGUGUUGACAGAUUCCGUAGAGACUUGAUGUGAACUUGUUGUCUUGCACUUCACUCCUGUUUGGAAGACAAGCACAAAGUGAUUGUAAAAGCUAUUGUCAAUGUUUGUAUUACUAUUGAGGCAAUUUAGUGGAAGAAGAAGAAUCAUUUUCAUGAUGAUAAGCAACCCUUAACCGUAUCGUUUGUCUGAUUUAACACAUUCUUAUCGUGCAAAUGUGUCGCUGACCUGAAAAACGCAAAGUCAUCAGCGCUGCCAGCUCGUUUACGGCGGGCUCGGAGUUGCUAAGUGACGUUUCCAUUGCGUGACGAUGUCAUCGGGUAAUUUCGUAGAACAUUGCGCAGGGUGGGCGACCGGUUAGCGCAUCUGCGAGGCAGAUGCGGGUUCUCCCCGGGCCUGCGUGGCUUUUCUCCGGGCACGCCGCUUUCUUCCCGCGUCCCAAAAACACGCGCGCUAGCUUGAUUGAGGACUCCAAUGGUCGUUUGUUUCUAUGUGCCCCGCGAUUGGCCGGCGACCAGUUGAGGGCGUACCCCGCCUCUCGCCCGAAGAUAGCCGGGACGGGCUCCGGCACGCCCGCCACCCGCGUGAGGAGAAGCGGCUCCGAUCAGGCAGAGUAAACGGUGGCGUUACUGUCCAAAAAAUAACUGGAAAUGGAAUCAUUAUUUUGGGGAAAUGUGAUAUUCAUAAAUGGAAUUGCAGUCAUCCAAAACCAAUGUUUUUUAUUACUGAGAAUAAAACCGGACAAUAUAUGAGUACCAUAUUUAACUCUAAAAACAAAAGAGCAGUCAAAACUGUCGUUUUAUGCUCUUCAUUCAUGUUUGUAUCAAAGCUCCCCGUGUAUUAUUUUAUGUCUGUUUUCAUGUCAAGUGAAUA